CGUGCUGACGCUGCCGGAGCGCGAGCGGCGUGCGGUCUCCUCUCCAUCUCCUUCUUCUCUCCCUCUCUCCAUCUCUCUCUCUCCUCUCCUCUUCUCUUCUCUUCUCUUCUCUUUAGUUUAGUUUUCUUCCUCCAACAUGGCGGCCGCCGGCCUGCUGCUGCUCGCGCUCUCCGCGGCGGGCUGCGCGCGGCGGGACGUGCUCGAGCUCGGCGACGCGGACUUCGACUACCUGGCGCCGGAGCACGAGACGCUGCUGGUCAAGUUCUACGCUCCAUGGUGUGGUCACUGUAAGAAGUUAGCUCCAGACUUUGAGAAGGCGGCGUCGCGGCUGAAGGGCGUCGUCCAGCUGGCCAAGGUGGACUGCACAGUCAACAGUGAGACCUGCAGUCGUUUCGGUGUGUCUGUCUAUCCGACCCUGAAGAUCUUCAGGAACGGAGUCAACUCUGCACACUACGAUGGACCACGCACUGCCGAUGGUAUAUUCCACUACAUGAAGAAGCAGACGGGCCCGAACUCUGUUCCUCUGCAGACUGAGGAAGACCUCCAGGCCUUCAUCAACCACUUCGACGCCAGCAUUGUCGGUGUGUUCUCAGGCCCAGACAGUGCUGCUCUGGCAGAGUUCCUGAAGGCAGCGAGCAUCAUGAGGGAGCAGUUCAGGUUUGCCCACAGCACCGAGCCCGGCCUGGGGGCGUCGCACGGAGCCACCGCCGAGAGUGUGUUGCUCUUCAGACCCCCCCGGCUGGCCAGCAAGUUUGAGGACAGUGUUGUUGUGUUCAAGGGCCAUCUGACCAUCGGGUCUCUGCGCCGCUUCAUCAGAGACAACAUUCAUGGUCUGUGUCCUCACAUGACGGUGGAGAACAAAGACAGGUUGCGGGUUCGAGACCUGCUGACUGUUUACUACGACCUGGACUACCAGCACAACAUCCCGGGAUCCAACUACUGGAGGAACAGGGUGAUGAAGGUGGCGUCUCAGUUUGCGUCUCGGGGUCUGACCUUCUCAGUGGCCAAUAAGAAGGACUUCCUGUCCGAGCUGGAGGAGGAGUUUGGGCUGGGAGCCUCGGACGGAGCAGAGCUGCCCUUCGUCACCGUCCGGACCAAACUGGGCCACAAGUUCACCAUGAGGGAGGAGUUCACGAGGGAUGGGAAGUCCCUGGAGAGAUUUUUAGAGGAUUACUUCUCAGGUCGACUCAAACGCUACAUCAAGUCUGAACCUGUUCCUGAGAAAAACAACGCCGCUGUCAAGGUGGUGGUGGCGGAGACGUUCGAUGACAUCGUUAACAGUCCAGACAAAGACGUGCUGAUUGAGUUUUACUCUCCGUGGUGUCCGCACUGCAAGAAACUGGAGCCGGUCUACAGAGAGCUGGCUGACACGUUGUAUGCUGACCCCAACAUCGUCAUUGCCAAGAUGAACGCUGCUGCAAACGAUGUUCCACUGGGCUACGACGUACAGGGGUAUCCGACCAUUUACUUUGUCCCCGCGGGCAAGAAAGACGAGCCCAUACGAUACGAGGGAGGACGAGAGGUCAGGGACUUCCUCAAGUUCCUGAAGAGGGAGGCGAGCCAUGGCCCGGUAGUCAGCGGGGGGCGGGACGAGCUCUGAGCCGGACACCUGCCGCCGAACCUGCUGGUCUCCAUGGCAACAGCACACAGGGAGGGCGGGAACUGUGAUUGGACGGUCGUGUCCAGACCGGGGCCGUCCGUCCUGAUGUGCUCCCAAAAACACAAACAAACACAAACAGCACCGCCCAUCAGGCCCAGUUCCUCAAUGCGGCUUGAACUGGUUUCAUCUUUCAACAUGAAGUUUGGCCGUCAUCAGCAGAGACUUGACUUUUAUACUUUUAACGCCUUUUUGAGCGCCAGGAAGCCGCUUUCAUUUGUGUGAACUCAGCUGAUGGACCGCGCCAGAAUCCUCUUUUACUUUUGUUUGUUUAAAAUCUGCCAGGCAGUCGGAUGGACACGCAGCUGACUGGAUCUCUUCAAAAAAAAAAAAAAAAAUUACGGGAUGUCCUGUGAUGACGCCUCCCACUCGUCCUUUUUCCUCUGUCCUUCAGCGCCAUCAUUCAGAAGCAGAGGCUCAUGGGAAGCACAGGUUGUCAUGCUGUGAACUGCAGCGGCAGGAAGAAAACAGGAAGUUUUUCACAAAGACAACGUUUGUUUGUUUGUCACCUUCACUUUCCUUCGUUCACAUGAUGCGACCAAAGCGAUGCGCUCAGUGCCAGACGGAGCGCGAGCGUAUCGGCGAACAUCACAGCCGCCUUCCUGUCUCCUUUAGUUUCCUUUAGUAGGACCAGUUCAGGUCCUACUGAUCACCCCGACAUACCUCAAAGUGCCCAAAGUGCUCACUUAUUUAAAGCCCCGCCCCUCCGUCUCCACCUGGCCUGAACCUGAUCAGUCUCUGUCUCCUCAGAGCGUCUUGAGAUCUGAUCUCUCAGGAUACAGUCGCCCACCUUUCCAGUUCAGCUUCAGGUUGGUUUCCCCACCUGAGCGUCGAACCCGACCCUCUGAGCCGCUGGGCUGAACGUGAGAGUCCAGUCUGUAAAAACCUCCGUCUUGUUUCACUGACGGCGCAUUAAAUUAAUUUAAAACACGGCUGUUUUUACUUUUGUUUUCUGAGUGGAAGGAGGACGAGCUAAGAGUUGGACCGCGUGGCGAACCGCCUGUCCCUCUGCAUGUUUAUGUGCACAUAGAGUGGAAAGGUGAGAUCCAAUCACAGGUGGGCAGGUGUGGUAACCCCGGGUGUGACUGGACAGGCUGAAAGCUGUCCAGCUGUGAUUGGAUCAGCCAGGUCACAUGUUCAUGCCAGGUGGAAACCGGACAGUGAGCGUCCAAACAUACAGCUGAGCUUUGGUUUUGAUGAUGAUGAUGAUGAUGAUGAUGAUGAUCUUUAUGGUCAUGGAAGCUGCAGCAGGCCGGCCCUGCAGGGACAAAUAAAGCCUGAAUCUGAAGGUUCUCCGUUAUUUAAAAGGCCUGAACGGGUUCCAACAGAGACCCGACAGAACCCAAACGUUCUCAGCUGACCAAGAGUACCCAAAUAUGUUAUGGUUAUUAUAUUUAUUAUGGACACACCACAGUGUUCCCAAACACGCUGACUAGCUUGAUGACUUGAACGCCGCGCACUGAAAUAAAAGUAAAUUAAAGUAAAUUUUAAAAAAAGUCCCCACGAGUGCAGGAUGUGGAGAAGGAGCCGGAGGACCUGGACUGUCUGCUGCUCUCGCUGCCACUGCUUGUUUAUUUUAUGCACAAUAUUUAUGCAACUAAUUUAUUUCCUGUUGAGUGUGAACUGUUUUUUUUUUGCAGCUCGGCUCCAUCACAGCACAUCUCCGCUGGUUUGUUUUCCUCCAGGUGAGCUGUGCUUUGUCUCUGCAGCUGAAGGGAAUCACCGUUGCUGUUUACAGAAACUUUAUUUUUGACGUAUUUAUUCACUUUUUGUACAUUUGUGAAAAGAUGAUGGUUAUUUAUUAGUGGAAAUGUCAGUUAUGAGUGAGUAGCUGUUCACUGGAUGUUUUGUUUGUCGUCAGAAAGUUUUUUUAAUGUUUGUCUGAGAUGUUUUGCUGUUACUGUCUGUUUCACUGAGGAAGCAGCUGCUGAGAGAAAUGAUUAAAAAGCUGCCACUGACUUUGA
Messenger RNA from Myripristis murdjan (pinecone soldierfish), 3621 nucleotides. It is a transcript of the gene pdia8, whose product is annotated as protein disulfide isomerase family A, member 8. The transcript is spliced from 13 exons. Bases 137 to 1600 code for a protein of 487 amino acids. Gene Ontology annotation, biological process: response to endoplasmic reticulum stress; protein folding. Lineage: Eukaryota; Metazoa; Chordata; Actinopteri; Holocentriformes; Holocentridae. Gene Ontology annotation, cellular component: endoplasmic reticulum; cell surface. Gene Ontology annotation, molecular function: protein disulfide isomerase activity. The record is from RefSeq and is a predicted model, not a curated record.